UCUUUUAAUAUUGCCAGCCCAGUUCUUCCCAUCCUUGCCUAGCCGGUGCUUGUGUUUCCGCAGCUCAUCGUGGAUAGUCGCUGCCGAGUGGGCACUCGGUGUUCGGGUCGUCAUGGCUGGUUACGAAUACGUGAGCUCGGAGCAGCUGGCCGGCUUUGAUAAGUACAAGUACAGUGCUGUGGAUACCAGUCCACUCUCUCUGUAUAUCAUGCAUCCAUUUUGGAACGCUGUAGUAAAGGUAUUUCCUACUUGGCUGGCUCCAAAUCUGAUAACCUUUUCUGGCUUUCUGCUGGUCGUAUUCAAUUUUCUACUUAUGGCAUACUUUGAUCCUGAUUUUUAUGCUUCAGCACCAGGCCACAAGCACGUACCUGACUGGGUUUGGAUUGUAGUGGGCAUCCUCAACUUCAUAGCCUACACUCUAGAUGGUGUGGAUGGAAAGCAAGCCCGCAGAACCAACUCCAGCACCCCCUUGGGGGAGCUUUUUGACCAUGGCCUCGAUAGUUGGUCAUGUGUUUACUUUGUUGUAACUGUAUAUUCCAUCUUUGGACGAGGAACAUCUGGUGUCAGUGUUUUUGUUCUUUAUGUCCUGCUAUGGGUUGUUUUGUUUUCUUUCAUCCUGUCCCAUUGGGAAAAGUAUAACACAGGCAUUCUUUUCCUGCCAUGGGGAUAUGACAUUAGCCAGGUGACUAUUUCUUUUGUCUACAUAGUGACUGCGAUUGUGGGAGUUGAGGCCUGGUAUGAACCUUUCCUGUUUAAUUUCUUAUAUAGAGACCUAUUCACUGCAAUGAUUAUUGGUUGUGCAUUGUGUGUGACUCUUCCAAUGAGUUUAUUAAACUUUUACAGAAGUUAUAAAAGUAACACCUUGAAACACAAUUCAGUCUAUGAAGCUUUGGUUCCCUUCUUUUCUCCAUGUUUGCUAUUCAUUUUGUCUACAGCGUGGAUCCUCCAGUCACCUUCAGAUAUUUUAGAGAUACAUCCUAGGGUGUUCUACUUUAUGGUUGGAACAGCCUUUGCUAAUAUCACAUGUCAGCUGAUUGUUUGUCAAAUGAGCAGUACCAGGUGUCCAACUCUGAAUUGGUUGCUGGUUCCUCUCUUCUUGGUUGUCAUGGUGGUCAACUUCGGAGUUGCCUCUUAUAUUGAGAGCAUUCUUCUGUAUACGUUAACAACUGCUUUCACUCUGGCCCACAUCCAUUAUGGAGUACGAGUGGUAAAGCAACUGAGCAACCACUUUCAGAUUUACCCCUUCUCAUUGAGGAAACCAAACUCGGAUUGACUAGGAAUGGAAGAAAAGAAUAUUGGUCUGUAAUCUACAGAAAGAAGUACUGUAAAUAAGAUGCUUGUAAAUAUUUCAUCCAUCACCAUUGAACUAAACUGAUCUGCUUAACAGACUUGGGAACUCUGUGUGUGUGGUACUUGUACAGCAGGAACGAUACAUAUAAUCUGAACUUGGGGAAUUUGGAAUCUACUAACGCCCAGCUUAUUUUAUUUUUUAUAAAACCAUGUGACGUUUUGGUUAAGCAUAAUGUAUAUUAGACCAGCAAAAUGUUCCUAGUGAUUUUAGGUUCAUGAGUCUAUGAAGUUUUGGUUCAGACAUUCAGAAAACCACAAUAUGUUUUCAUAUUUGGUACUUAGUACUGAGUCUUUAGCUGUGGAAGCUAUCAGUAGUCCACAUCUAAUAUAAGGAAAAGGUAAGAGCAAGUCACCUUCAGCAAGAGAUGCCAAAUGAUUGCAGAACACUAUACAGGUUUGCCAAAUACUGGUUUCUCUUUCCCAUGGAAAUACCUUUGUCCUCAUGUGCUAAGAGAGCUAAAUAUAUAUAUAAUAUACAUAUAUAUAUUAAUAUACAUAUAUAUAUAUACAUACAUAUAUAUGUAUGUAUGUAUAUAUAUAUAUAUGGAUUCUCUAGUACUCUAGUAUUUGGGCUCUCUUUGUUGUGAAACAGAUCUUGGUAAGGUAAAUGGUUUAAUUUUCUUUUAAAGAAAAAGAUUCUAUUGAAAAUUAGUAGAGAAUGGAUUGUAAUUGUAGCUCACCCAUUGGCGUGGUUCAUUGUUUAAAUGUGGCAUUUUCCCUCCUCAGCUGCAAGUUGCUGAGAUUUGGUGCCUGUGAACAAUGAUUAAAUGAAUGCACAUGACAGUGUCAGUUUUAUGAUAAUUACUUGUGAGGAACAUAGAUAAAUUUCCUUAUAAGAGAAAUUUACUUUGGGAUUAGGAAUCUCAUGAACCUCGCUAUGAAAUUCCUACUGUGAACCUCACUACAAAAUUAGUUUUCUGAUUCAAUUUGUCCUUUUUUCCUUCUUCUCUCUCCCUCUACCUCUUUGUGUGGAGGGGAGAGUGCUGGGGUUUUUUAUUUCAUUCAGGACAAAGGUGUAGAGAAAUUCUCUCUUCCCCAAAUUGCUCAUCUCCCCUCUUGAAGAAAACUUUUGAUAUAUAUGCCUUACUGAGUAUGUACUCCCUUUAAUAUGACCUGGAGUAAUUUUUGAGGUUUACUGACAAACAUAAAAAUCUCUUUGACUUUAAUAUGGUUUUAUAGAACACACCUUUUCAUGAAUGUGGAUAUUUUCCUCUAUUUCUUUUUGACUUUCUCCAUUUACUUUGGUGGUGGUGAAAUUUACUUCCUGAUUUUCUUUUAUUUUCCACGGAAUGAAGUUUGUGCUUGAAUGAAGAGUGUAUCUUAAACCCUUUUUUUUUGGAUGGAUUGCACUUGGAUAAAAUAGGCACCACUGUGUUGAUAUGUAAUUACCUUCAUAACCAUUAUUUAUCUAUGAAUGUGGCCAUCUUUCAACUUAAUUAUAAUGUAUCCCUUUGUUAAAUUUCUGUCUGCUGCUUUGUAAAAAUAACUAUGUAAUUGAUAUUUCAAUUUUUAAAUUUGUAAAUUCUAAUCAUUGUCAUCUAGGUUGUUAGAAAUGAGGAGUCAAGGAGCUAACUCAUGAUUCUGUACUCAAUUUUAAAAAUGUAAAGCUUGAGGUACAUUUGGUGACCUUCUCUGAGACAAAAAUGAACACUGAAAAUAGGUGGGAAAUUGAUUCAGGAAAAUGUGGGUAGUGAUUCCAUGUAUGUUAAUAAGUUGUCAUCAUGGAGGUCAGAGACUGAACCAAUUAAGUGAAGGUAACACUAUUUUUUGUAUACCUUGUUCUGUGUCAUCUGUAGACUUGAACUGGAUAAAGUGUGAAUUUGGGCUGGGAACAAAGCUUUGUUUUAAGAUUUCUAAGCUAAUCAUUUUACUGUUUUCUUGACCUUGUACACAAGAAUGAGAUUAAUCUGUAUUACAUAAAAAAGGAACUGAUAAAUAUUUAUAAAAUUACAAAUUUGGACCACAGGCUUUCUUCACCUUGUACAGCAUAGUAAAAAAAAAAAAAUACCCGUUACUUCUGGCAUAGGGUCAUGUCCUGUAAUUUGGGGCCAUUUUACCUCAAAGUGUUUCUGCUCUCUUUCUGGUUUGUUUGAAAAUUCUUUUGUGCCUAUGCUUUAUUACUUAUUUCCCUAUGGUGGUAAAGAAUUAUGCCUACUCAGUUUUAUUGACAUAGAUGAUGAAAGAAAGGUGGCUGUCAAUAAGGUAAAAGUGAAACUGAGUAAUUAACUGUUGCAGAAUACUGUGAACUUGUGCUUCUUUAGUGUACUGCUGACUCUUUUUCUUGGUUUCAUCCGCCAUCUUGAAGUGCAUCUUGAAAGCCCCCAUUUGUCAUGUAGUGAUAGGACGCCUGAAGCAAGAUUAAUUACAAAUAGCUCUGUGGAUUUAUGUCAUGCCAAUUAUAACAUUUCCAAAGUGUAAAAGAGAUUUCAGGUGUAUGCAUGAUAUUUUGGGGUGAGUUCACACCCUAGCCUUUCUCCCAGCAUACACUGAGCUGCCUUUUGGGGAGCAGUGGCAUGGUUGGUCAUCCAUGCAUGUUUUCUGUACAUUUCAGAAUAGAGUGCCUUAGCCAGGCCAGAGGUUUGCUUUGUGUUUCUGCUGACCAAAGUUACCUAGACCUGUAAGAAGUUUCUUUCCAGGUUAUGGUAUGAAAAAUGUCCUUUCUUGUCAGAAAAUAAUUCCCCAGUAAUUGAGCGGGGCAUGGGAUAGAAAAAUCUAAAACUGCCUGGAUGGAGUAUGUUAAUGCCGCCUUUUGUGAUCCUUUUAACAUUCAUGAUCUUAGUGCAAUGCACAGUUUAAAAUUGUCACAAUUUAAAUCUUAUUCCUCUACCAAUACGUAAUAAAUAUACUUUAUGGGUUUUAGUCUUAGGGUAAUAGAGUGAAUAACUUCCAAAUAAAAAACUCAAUAGUCUUCCUUGACAUUUUAAUAAUAUCAUGUUUAAAAUACUUUUAAUUCUAAUUUUAAAAGAAAGUUAAAUGCCGACUGUGGUCUAGAAAGUCACAGGACUGCUACCAACAUGUCAUUUAUUUUAAUAUAGAUCUAUUGGGAAGAGGAGUGCAUGUCUAGAGUUGUCCAAAUUCUAAAUGGAUACCACAAGAGUAUUGAUCAUGAGCUGGAGCCUGGGCAUUGGGGGAAUAUGCAAAGGAAAGAGCAGAUGUAAUAUCUACUUUAAGGGAAGAAGGGGUCACUUUAAUGCCUAAUGCCCUUAGGGCCCAAUCACCUCAGUGUAACACACAGUUUAAAACUGUCACAAUUUAAAUCAUCAUUCCUCCAUUCAUUUCAUAUUCAAGUGUGAAUUUGAAAGUUUCCUAAGUGUUUAGUUUUCAAAGAAUUAGUUUAUUUUGUAGUCAGUCAUAAAGCAUUUGGAAUGCACCUUGCUUUCCAAGGGAGACUUUGAUUCUGUAGUCUAUGGAGAAUAAAAAGAUUCUCUGAAGGUGUUAGAAUCAAAGUCCACUUUCUGCCUUGUUUUUUAACUACAAGUCUGUUUGUAUCUCUUCCUCUUCAGUCUUCAUCUGGGUUUCCUUUUAACUCGCCACCGCCUGGGACAGAGAUGCCCACCUGCUUUGUUGCUUCUAGAUCUUGCCACAUUCAGAUCUCCUUGAUUGCCUCAGAUGUCUAGUCAAGAAACGUGCCAGAGGGAACAAAGUCAAUCUGAUGGGCUAGACAGAGCUUUUGACUUUGGCCAAAAACAGAGAAAUUUUGGGUUGUGUUGAUUCUUGUGUUCAGAGUGGCCUUUAUUUUGACCUCAGCUCUAGACUUGAUUGUGCACUCUGUAAGAAAUUUGUGAAGUCAGACUAGAAUUUUCUUUAUCCUAUGAGGGGUCUUUGUGAGGCAGCAUGCCCUUUCUUGAACACCCUGUGGGUGAAUAACGUUAAGUUAGCUGCCAGUGCUAGAACCUUCCAGGAAGAAUUUUAACUAGUAUGCUGCAUUUGAAGCACUUUGACAGGUACGUUUAAAGUGACAGUUUUAACAGUAAAAUGGUGUUAAAUUAAUCACUGUGAAACUUGAAAGUGUGAUGCUCUGUACAUCUUAGGAAGCGUGAGUAAAUUCUGAUUUUCUUUUAUUAAUUAUGAAAUCCAUGUGAUUUGUAUGUUUUACUCUCUAUCUUUGACAGUGGUACAAAUGACUGACAUAUUGGCGGGCAGCUACUUCAGGGUAUAUAGUAAAUUAUGGUUGUCUAAUGUUUUCAGAAAAAGUGGUGAUACGUUUACUUCUUCCUUGUGUGGCGCCAUGGGAACUGGAUUUAUUGGCUAAUUCACUUCCAGUGUUUCUACAGUGCAAAAUAAAUGUAACCUUUUUAACCUGCAUGCUGGUAAUAUGCUUUGCUCUUUAGUAAACAAAUAUGCAAGAGAUAGUAAUCUGGCUGAUUUUUUUUUUAUUUUUUUAAGGCAGGAACCUGCUCUUUAUACAGACAGAUCUUAAAUGAGCUAAAAUUUAGGGUAGCAAAAGAAGUGUUGCCAUUUGUGGCCUUGUCACAGGUGGUCUGAGCAAGGGGGUCGUGUUGCAUUUGGUCAGAAGGGCCAGGCUCCCAGAAUUGGAAAGUGGCAUGUGAACUGAUUUUAGAGUAUUUUAACAAGGGCUUGUCUCUCUAGGAAAGACCAUUUGGAUACAACAGAAGGAGUGCCUGGUGUGCCACAGACCAUUUGUCUUACUUCUCACAGAAUCAUUCAGAAAGCCAGGCUAACUCAGAGUGGUGCUGUUUUUAAAGCAGUUGAAUUAGAUCACGGCCAUAUAAUAUCCAAUGCUACAUUGAAAUUGGAGAUAGGAUUGAAGACACAGGAGUGGCUGCCACGAGUGCCUUAUGGCUCUUUGGCUAAAGUCUUCUCUUGAGCAGUUUCUAUGGGUAACAAUUAAAAUCAGAAUUGAUUUUUUAUUACAACAAAUACAAUUCGCCAUAAAUUCUAGAUUCUGAUAUGCUUGACAAGCACUUUUUAAUAUCUAAAAAGUAAGUUCUUGACCAAGGAACAUAUUUAGUUAGCAUUUGAUGUGACUACCCAGGUUAUAGGAGGGACCUGUUUUAAUUUUACAAGAUCUGUGAAUACUGCAUUAUAAAUCUGAAUAACUGGUAUCAUUCAGUAUCAGGCUUUGAGUUUAAUAACUACUAAUUAUGACUGCCCAUAAUAUUAGCAUUUUUUGUAAGUUAUUUUGUUUAGAUAACUUACCCCAUUAGAGCAGCCAUUCAGGAGACAAACACCCAGCUACAUGUAUUGAUUUAUUCAUUCUCAAAUGUGCCAAGAAAGCAGAAUUUAGUAUUAAACUCCAACUUUCAUUUUUUUUUAAAGAGUAGCAUUUCUUCUAGGUAAAGGGGAAUAAUGCUGAGGUGUAAACUGCCUGCUGCAGCCUUCUCCCGUUUCCCUCUCGUCUCAUAUAAUAGAUUAAAUUUGUACCCAGUUGUAGAGAAAGAAUCGGAUACUUUUCUGAGUAAGGUUUCAUCCCCUGUAACUAAGAAUAGGUGGCAGGAAUCAUGGCCGAAUCAAUUAUUGAGUUGUUUCGCUUGGUCCUGUUGCAGUUUGCUUUCUGUAGUAUUCUGAACCAAAAGGAUGGUUCCAUCCCUUCUCAGGUACCUAGGAACAAUACUACUUGAGCAACUGGAGUAUGUUUGCUAUAAGUAGACUAUAUUAGGGAAGUAGAUGAAGAGGAGCACAAAAUCUUCUUUUCCCUUUCAAGUAGUUUAAUUGAACAUGUUAGUAAUUGGUCUGCCUAGAGCUUGUUGUGUUCAGAGUAAAUAAUGUAGCCUUAUUUUACCUGGUUAUGUGUGGUGUGUGUAUAUACAUAUUUAAUAUGUACACAUGUAUUCCCUGUGCAUAUAUCUGUAUGAUAUAUUCGUAUAUACAUGCGGUCUGCUCUUGAUUAUCGGUGAAGUGGUGAGCCUCCGUUACACUUGACUCAUGUCGACCUAAUCUGCAUGUAGCCCAUUACGGUGAAGCCUCUUCCUUGCCUGGGGCCACAAUCUCCUACUUCCAGUUCACCUCAGCCCUCAAGAAAGGCCCUUGAGGUAUGUCACUUUCCAUUUCCCUUUCACCAGGGAUUAUGGGAGCCAGGAAGACCACUUUUGAGAAAGAUGGCUGCUUCCACCAGGGUUGAGGCUCCUGGGUCUGGAUGAUGAUGGGACCCACUCCUGGCCAGAAGGCAGCUCUGGGAGCGCUUGUGCUCCUGGGCUUGAUGGGGGAGAAAUCUAGCUCUUGUAGAAGUGGGGCUUCACAACUUGCUUCAAUUCCUUAGCUGGAAUGUUGUGAUAUCUUAGAUAAGUCUUUGAUGUACAAGUAGAGUACACCCAUGCCUUUCACCAUUGUUUUUGCAUCAUCGGCAGUACUGGUCCCCAUUGCUGGCCCCGAUAAUCAAGACCUGACUGUUUCUUGCCACUGGAUUCUGGAAGCCUUGCUCUUUCAACUGGAUGUAUGUUUAUUUCUGCUGCUGUGAAACCCAAAAGGAAUGCAGUAGGUUUUAAUUUAAAAUUGUUUAAUUCUAUUAUUGAUAAAUAUUUAUUGUAAUAAAAGUAAAGAGUAAAUAAUU
Hipposideros armiger (great roundleaf bat) is the source of this 7861-nucleotide messenger RNA. RefSeq names its product selenoprotein I (gene SELENOI). The transcript has 10 exons. Gene Ontology annotation, cellular component: endoplasmic reticulum membrane; Golgi apparatus. Gene Ontology annotation, molecular function: ethanolaminephosphotransferase activity. Gene Ontology annotation, biological process: phosphatidylethanolamine biosynthetic process. The record is from RefSeq and is a predicted model, not a curated record. NCBI's taxonomy places the organism in Eukaryota, Metazoa, Chordata, Mammalia, Chiroptera, Hipposideridae.